Tauraco erythrolophus (red-crested turaco) is the source of this 1253-nucleotide messenger RNA. NCBI's taxonomy places the organism in Eukaryota, Metazoa, Chordata, Aves, Musophagiformes, Musophagidae. The record is from RefSeq and is a predicted model, not a curated record.
AAAAUGUUCUUUUAUCAGAUGAAUUGCAGGGUGCACAGUCAGAGACUGAGGCUAAGCAAGAAAUUCAGCAACUGCACAAGGAGCUGAUUGAAGCCCAAGAGCUAGCUAGGACAAGUAAACAAAAAUGCUUUGAACUUCAAGCACUAUUGGAAGAAGAGAGAAAAGCAUAUCGAGUGCAAGUUGAAGAAUCUAACAAACAAAUAAAUGUUCUGCAAGCUCAGUUGCGAAGAUUACAAGAAGAUAUUGAGAAUCUUCGUGAGGCAAAGGAGAAUGAAAUUUCAAGCACUCGAAAUGAACUAGUCAGUGCUCAAAAUGAGAUUCUGUCACUUCAGCAAAAAGCAGAAAAGGCAGCAUCAGAACGAGAUACAGAUAUUUCUGCGUUGCAAGAUGAGCUGCAAACAGUGCGAGCGGAACUCGAACGGUGGCGGAAAGAUGCCUCAGAUUACGAAAAAGAAAUUGUCAGUCUGCAAGCCAGUUUUCAGCAAAGAUGUCAGCAGUGUGAGGAUCAGCAGAAGGAAGAGGCUACUCGCUUAAAAGGUGAACUUGAGAAGUUGAAGGCAGAGUGGAGUGCUCUGGAAGCUGAAUGUGUUACACUAAGGAAGGAAAAUACUUUGCUUACGUCUGAACUUCAGCGACAGGAGAAGGAGCUUUCUAGCUCUCAGAAACAGAGUUUAGCGCUCACCAGCGAUAUAAGUGUUCUUGAAAUGUCUCGAAAGGAACUCGAAAAUCAGAUGGGAUCUUUGAGAGAAAAACAUCAACAGGAUGCAGCUAGUCUAAAAAGCCAACUCAGCGAAGCUGAGAGUCAAGCAAAAGAUGUUCAGAAAGAGUAUGAAAGAACACAGACUGUGCUCUCAGAGCUGAAGGCAAAGUAUGAGAUGGCUGAACAACAAAAUCAGUCACUCACGGAAGAACUCAAACAAUGUAAAGAAAACCUGAAGCUGCUACAAGAAAAAGGAAACAACAGACAAUGGCCUUGGAUGCCUGUGAUGGCAGCUUUGGUUGCUGUAACAGCCGUGGUGCUGUACCCAGGCCUAACCAGAGCUUCUCCAUGAGAACUGUUGUUGAAUCCAUACACCGUCCUCCCUUUAGAAGCUGGCAACAUUCAUAUACUGAGGGAAAACAGAUUAAUUCUCUUCCUUUUUACCUCUUAAUACAGCACAGCUCUGCGUGAGAACAGCAGUAGGGUCAUUUGCUUUAAACUGUAUAAAAUGUAUCUGUCUGUAAAGAGGGAAUAAAAUUGUGAUUCAUCAUAC